CCCGACUCGAGGAAUUCCUUCAGCCUCACGAGCACAUCACACUUCCAGAUUCAAACCUGAAACAUCAAAAAACCCGUACAGCUUGUGCCCAAAGAGCUCUGUGUGAAUCAUCAUGGAUGAGGAUUUUGAUUUUGAGCGUCGCAGAGAGUUACGACGACAAAAGCGAGAAGAGAUGCAGCGCGAGGCAGAGAAGAUGAACUCUUAUGAUGAUGAUGAGGAGGUGGCUCGCGAGCGCCGGAGACGAGCCCGUCAGGAACGCCUGCGAAACAUGGAGAAUGAAGAGUCCAGUAAUAUUACAACAGAAAGCAACAGCACAGAGACGCCUUCAUUGAUCACUAGUUCUGAACCAGCGGAGGAUGAUGAUGACCAGGCUCUUCUAGAGAGGAUUGCCAAAAGAGAGGAAAGGAGACAGAAAAGGAUGAAGGAAGCUUUGGAGAGACAGAAGGAACUUGAUCCCACCAUCACAAAUGGAACCGAAAGCACCAGUGCUGCCACAGAGAACGAGCCAAAUACUAGAAGCGAUGAACAAGAGUCCUCCAGAAAUGAUCUCCCUCCAACAGAAACCAACUCUUGGAAGGAGAAGGAAGAGCAAAAAGUGGAGGAAAAGCUAGAGGAGAGAAAUGUCGAGGUCGAGGAGACAGUCUCAGUACAGGAGGAAACCGUGCCAGAGGAACCCAAAGCAUCUCUUGAGGAUAUAAACAAACCAGACGACGAGGACAGACCAACGAGGUCCUACCUCAGAGAACAGGAAUCCAUGGAAGAGAAACCCAAAGAACCAACAAACAAGGAAGAAUCUGUCAGUGCAUAUAUAGAGAUUAAAGAACAAACAAAUACAGAUUUAGCAAGUGCAGAUUUAGAAACGAAAAAGGUAGAAGAGGAAAGUUUGAUACCAGAACCAGCAAAAGAGAACAAAAUAGAGGUGGAAGUCAAAGUGGAGCCAGACACAACAAAGAUUGAGGAGGAAAAGCUGGUGAUGAAAGAAGAUGUAGAGAAACCUGAAGAAAAACUUGUUGAGGUGAAGGCUCAAAUUCAAGAUGAAGCUCCAGUGAAGAAAGAGAUUGAAAAACCUGUGAAAGAGCUAGAAAAACCCAGUGAAACUGUCGAAGAAACACCAAAGAAAUCCAUAAAGGAAAUUGAGGUGAAGGCUAAAAUCCCAAAGAAAGAAGAAGAGAAACUACAACUGAAGAAAGAGGUUGUAGAAAAACCAUCAACACCACUGAAGAAGGUUGAGGAGAAACCAGUGACUCCAAAGAAAGAGGCUGAGGAAAAUUUUGUGGCCCAAAAGAAAGCAGUUCAGGAAAAAACUGUGACUCAGAAAAAAGAGGUUAAAGAAAAAACUUUUACUCCAAAGAAAGAGGUUGAGGAAAAACCUAAAUGGAAGAAAGAGGCUGAAGAAACAAAGGCCAAAGUUGAAGAAAAGGUCAAAUCAAAGAAGGAAGAGGUUGUGGAGGAAAAAUCCAAACCGUCCUUUUUACGUGACCGACUGAAAGUGUCAACAAAGCCGCAAGAUAUACCUGACAGCACUGCCAAAGCCAAGAAACCAGAGAUGGCAUUAAGUCCCAGCAGAUUGCGUUCUCCAGAAACAGAGAAGCAGGAUCCUAUUGCUAAGCUGGAGGCAGAGCGUAAACUGCAGGAGUUGAAGCGCAGGAGAAACGAGAUGGACAGCGAAGCGCUGGAGAAGAUGAAGCAGAAGCAGCAAACAGCCGAGGCUGAGCUGGAGGAGCUGAGGAAGAAGAGGGAGGAGAGGAAGAAGGUCCUGGAAGAAGAGGAGAAGCAGAAGAAACAGCAGCUGGCAGAUAAGAGGGCCAAAGAGGAGGAAGAGAGGAGGAAGAUGAAGGAAGAGAUUGAGAGAAGGAGAGCUGAGGCAGCUGAGAAAAAGAAACAAAAGGAAGAGUCGAAAGAAGGAAGCAAAGCAGCAUUUAUCGCUCCGAAGGGUGCAUCUGCAAAGAUCGGAGAGAAAGCAGAAUUUCUCAACAAAUCUGCUCUAAAAAGCCCGGUAAAGACGUCACACACCCCAUUAGUUUGCAAGAUUGGAAACAGACUGGAGCAGUACACUUCUGCUGUUCAGACUAAAGAAGUAACCAAAUCACCCAAAUCUCCCGUGGAUGUGCCUGUGGCUGAAGGGCUGCGGAGCAUCAAGAGUAUGUGGGAGAAGGGCAAUGUGGUCAAUCCCACCCCGAGCCCUGCAAGCCCCCCUGUGGCCACUAAGGAAACAGCUGGUCUGAACAUUGGUGUGGCUGGACGCAUUAACAGCUGGAAAACCAAAACUCCAGAGCCAAAACCUGCUGAACCCAAACCUGCUCCUGAACCAGAAAAACCACCACCACCUACCAAAACAGAGCAGAAACCAGCUGAGGUCACUAAACCACGUGGUCCAUGGGAAACAAAGGGCUCCACACCUGCUAAGGUGUUUGCAGCCAAGGGUAAAUUUGUGACAAAUGGAACAAGGAAAUAAGGGCGUCAAGAUCGGAUGAAGUGGAAGAGGGUUUCAUAAAAUGUGCAUGAUUCUGCAAGGCCCAUAUUAUAAAUUAAACAGGGUUAAGGAAUUCCGAAAAAAAAAAUUGUGACAUUAAAAAUUUUGAUUAUUAUUACUAUGAAUUGCACAGGCCCACCAAUACACAUUGAAGUAUUAUAACUAGCAUCAAAUAUUAGCAAUAACAAUAUUAAAAAUAUCUGUUAAUUAACAGUUUUCUUUUUUUGUGAUUCAUGGGUGCAUACCUGUCAACAUUGGAAUGUGAAAACAAAGGGGACCCCCCCCCC
This is a messenger RNA of Danio aesculapii, 2760 nucleotides long. RefSeq names its product caldesmon 1b (gene cald1b). The coding region runs from base 113 to 2455 and encodes 780 amino acids. The transcript is spliced from 17 exons. NCBI's taxonomy places the organism in Eukaryota, Metazoa, Chordata, Actinopteri, Cypriniformes, Danionidae. Gene Ontology annotation, biological process: angiogenesis; actin filament bundle assembly. Gene Ontology annotation, molecular function: actin binding; myosin binding. The record is from RefSeq and is a predicted model, not a curated record. Gene Ontology annotation, cellular component: actin cytoskeleton.